Messenger RNA from Bursaphelenchus okinawaensis, 493 nucleotides. Lineage: Eukaryota; Metazoa; Nematoda; Chromadorea; Rhabditida; Aphelenchoididae. The record is from the annotation of a GenBank genome assembly.
AUGAAAUUCCUUGUUGUCGCUUCAGUUCUAAUUGUUAUUGUUUGGGCGCAAAACGACCGGAAAGAAGCUAAGAAGGUCUACAAUUAUGUCAUCAAUGUGGUUGGUAGGUAUUAAAAUUUUAAUUUUCAUCGUAACCACAAUUCUGUGUUCCCUCUUUGACAUUGUGCUUUGAGAGAGGACACAUGAUUAGUUGAACAAUCUAGUAAUUUUAAAAAUUUCAGAAAAACUGACCAAAGACCCAAAGUUCAAAGAAAUAGCUACAGCUGCUGCCGAAACUGACAAUCCAAUCGAAUACCUGGAUACAAAAAAGUCUGAAAUUGUAGCUAUAGAAACCAAGAUUCUGAAAGAGAUUAAUUUGAAUCAGGAACAGAUCGAUGUGAUUCAGAAGUUGAGCGACGCCGAAGCUCAUCACAAGUUUGAUCAAUGGCUGCCAAAGUACAAUGCCUUAAGCGCUGAGGAGAAGAAGACGUUGUUCAGCGUGCCUGGACUGUGA